Molecule: messenger RNA, 1413 nt
Organism: Oreochromis aureus
Lineage: Eukaryota; Metazoa; Chordata; Actinopteri; Cichliformes; Cichlidae
Product: 5-hydroxytryptamine receptor 3E-like
Exons: 11
Coding region: 1-1413 (470 amino acids)
Biological process (GO): chemical synaptic transmission; regulation of membrane potential; signal transduction
Cellular component (GO): membrane; neuron projection; synapse
Molecular function (GO): extracellular ligand-gated monoatomic ion channel activity; transmembrane signaling receptor activity; neurotransmitter receptor activity
Source: RefSeq, a predicted model, not a curated record
AUGCCGAUCCCACUAAUGUGUUUGGAUGUCAUUUCAGAUAAUGAAGUGGAGAAACUCUGUAAUUUUCAGGCGAUUGUACGCCACCUGAACCUGAGCAAAGACAGUCUUAAGUACACUAUGAGCCGGCCCAUUAUAAACAACAGCCAUCAUACAGAUGUGUCGCUUGAAAUGAAACUCUAUGCCAUCCUGGAUAUGAGAGAAAUUGACCAGACCUUAAUUUCUUACAUUUGGGUUUAUUUGGAAUGGACAAAUGAGUACAUUAAGUGGGACCCAAAUCAAUUCUGUGGAAUUAAGGAUAUGACAAUUCCUACUGCAUAUUUGUGGAUGCCCGAUAUAACUAUUGUAGAGAUGACAGAGAAGGAUAAAGCCUCUCCGAGUCCUUAUCUCUGCGUCAACCACGAUGGUGUGAUCGAAUACAGGAAUGACCAGGUGGUGGUGAGCACCUGCAAGCUGCACGUGUACAAAUUCCCCUUUGACUUUCAGAAGUGCAACAUAUCCUUCAAGUCUAUUAUGUACUCUGAUGCAGAAAUAAAGUUAAAGCCCGACAACAGCAAUAAAACAGUCACAGAGUGGUCUCGUGACUUUAUGCAGACACAGUAUGAGUGGCUCUUUGUCGACAUGUCAGUCACCAACAGAACUGUCAAUGAGUUUGACUUCAAUCAACUUAUGGUUGUCUACACUAUUACCAUGAAGAGGAGGUCUGUCCUCUACAUUGCUAAUUUCUUGCUGCCAGUCUUCUUCUUCUUGGUUCUGGAUUUAGCCUCCUUCCUUGUAUCAGACAGUGGAGGUGAGAAACUUGGCUUCAAAAUCACUGUGCUGCUUGCUGUCACGGUGAUGCAGCUUCUUCUCAAUGAGAUCUUGCCCAGCUCUUCAAACAGAAUUCCACUUAUAGCUGUCUACUGCAUUGGGGGGUUUUCUCUAAUGCUGCUCAGCCUCUUGGAAACAAUUUUGGUGAUGCAUCUGCUUGACAAAGACUCUGCAGCCCAAGAUAAUGAGAGAGAUGGAAUCCAAAACCUGUCGGAGAACUCUGGGGAAAAGCAGGACAUAUCCAACUUUCAGAGCUGUUUUAGAGGUUUCUACUGCCUGAGGUAUUCACUAAGAACAUGGUCAGUUGUGGCCAUGCACCAGCCCUCAGCCUCCUUCCUUCCAUUUAGCGUACAGCCUCAAGUUUAUUAUCCUAGCCCUGUACCUGAUCACCGGCAAGGCACGGGUUUUGAUAGCCCGGAUCUUGUCCUUUUCAUUGAGCUGACUCCUCAGGACUUGCCUGAGCCUCUACAGUUCUGUCUACCUUCCUUCUCUUCGUUACCAUUCGACUACACUUCUCCAGUGUACGACAUUCUGAUGUCAUUGGUGUAUGUCCUUGUGGUGUGGAUCACUGAAUUGAUGUCUCGUUCACUCCUGGCAUCCAUGUAG